CUGUGCCGGCUUUGCACGGGGCUGAGAGCUUGGAGGCGCCCGGCAGUGAACACGCGGGUUCCCUGGGUCGGCAGGAUGCAUCCAGCGUUGGCUGUGGGGCUGGUGUUCGGCGGGUGCUGCAGCAACGUGGUUUUCCUGGAGCUCCUGGUCAGGGAGUUUCCAGGAUGUGGGAACUUGGUUACGUUUGCCCAGUUCUUCUUCAUCGCCAUGGAGGGUUUCAUCUUCGAAGCAAACUUCGGAAGGAAACGGCCCACAAUCCCAAUCAAGUAUUACCUGAUCAUGGUGGCCAUGUUCUUCACCGUCAGCGUGGUGAACAACUACGCCCUCAACUUGAACAUUGCGAUGCCGCUGCAUAUGAUAUUUAGAUCGGGGUCUCUGAUAGCCAACAUGGCUCUAGGCAUCAUUAUUCUGAAGAAAAGGUAUACUGUCUCCAAAUACGCCUCCAUAGCCCUGGUGUCCUUGGGGAUCUUCACCUGCACCUUCAUGUCCGCGAAACAAGUGAGUUCCAUGUCGAGCGCAAGUGAAGACGAAGAGAGCGUGUCUGCCUUCAUCUGGUGGCUGCUAGGUAUCGCUGCGCUGACCUUCGCCCUUCUCAUGUCCGCCCGGAUGGGGAUCUUUCAGGAAACCCUCUACAAGAAGUUUGGCAAGCACUCCAAGGAGGCCCUUUUCUACAACCACGCGCUCCCCAUCCCGGGUUUUCUCCUCCUGGCUCCCGACAUCUGCAAGCACGCGCUGCUCUUCAGCCACUCCGAACCAUUCCAGCUGCCACUGGUUGGGCUCACUUUGCCCAUAAUGUGGUUCUACCUCAUCAUGAACGUCAUAACUCAAUACGUUUGCAUACGGGGCGUCUUCAUCUUGACCACCGAGUGCACCUCCCUGACGGUCACACUGGUGGUGACGCUGCGGAAGUUUGUCAGCCUCAUCAUCUCCAUUCUGUAUUUCCGGAACCCCUUCACCGCCUGGCACUGGAUGGGCACGUCGUUUGUCUUUGUGGGAACCCUGAUGUACACGGAAGUGUGGAACAACCUGAGGCCCGUGUUGGACCAGAAGUGGAAGAAAGUGGAGGAGGAGGAGGAGGAGAAACAGAAGCGGGCGUAACUGUGGGGCAGCCUUGGAGAAGCUCGCAGCUUCUCCUUGGAAAGUGGGACCUUUUCCAACGGUUCUUCCUACGGU
Messenger RNA from Elgaria multicarinata webbii, 1173 nucleotides. RefSeq names its product solute carrier family 35 member B4 (gene SLC35B4). Gene Ontology annotation, biological process: transmembrane transport. Bases 76 to 1098 code for a protein of 340 amino acids. The transcript is spliced from 10 exons. The record is from RefSeq and is a predicted model, not a curated record. Gene Ontology annotation, molecular function: UDP-xylose transmembrane transporter activity; UDP-N-acetylglucosamine transmembrane transporter activity. Gene Ontology annotation, cellular component: endoplasmic reticulum membrane; Golgi membrane. NCBI's taxonomy places the organism in Eukaryota, Metazoa, Chordata, Lepidosauria, Squamata, Anguidae.